ACAAGAACCUGGUAUGGACACCCUCUGACUACGGCGGUCUAAGCACCAUGUAUGUUGGCCCUGACACCGUGUGGACACCAGAUAUAGUGGUGGCGGGUCAGCACCACCUCAGGAAGCUGCCCUCUCAGUACCUGGUGCUGCCCUCUGGACAGGUCAACUUUGCCGCCCUCGGGGAACUCAAGGCCUCGUGCAACCUGGACAUGACCUACUUUCCGUACGACCGACAGACGUGCCGGUUCGACAUGGCGGCCCUCGAGUCCUCCAAAAAGGACAUCAACCUUCUGGCCGGCGGUGCGGGGUUUGACGACAGCUUCCUUCCGAACGGCGUGUGGGACGUGACAGGCGUCUCCAGCUUCUCCCUCACCUCCGUGUCCGCCUCCGCCGAGUUGGAACUCUCCAGCGUCCUCGUGGAGAUCAAACUCACCCGGCGACCGGCCUAUUACAUCAUCAACAUCCUACUUCCUGUGGUCAUCCUCUCUGUCCUGGCUCAACUGACCUUCGUGGUGCCGGUGGAGAGCGGCGAGCGUCUGUCCUACACGCUGACUGUUCUCCUGUCGCUGUCCGUGUACUUCACGUCUGUAGCUAGCAUCAUGCCGCAGUCGUCUGUCAUCAUCCCUGUCAUUAUGCGCUACCUCGCCGCGCUCUUCAUCAUCAACUCGCUCUGCAUCAUCGCCACCCUUCUCGUCAUCGCGAUACGAUGGAGCCACGUCCACAUCGCGACUGACGACCACCGGAAGGUCAUUCACAUCUUCGCCAUCCCGGUCACAGUCCCAUCUCACACACGUCACACCAAGGUUCAAGCUCUGAAGGCUGGCUAUCAAAGUCAAAAUGAGAACAUCUGGAAAACAUCUGCUGAUCUAAAACCUGAAAUAACCUCCGACAGGCAGGAAAACGACCGACUAGGAACGACGACCAUGAGAAGGUUAAUGGCUAACAGAAAUGUCUCCUCGUCUGCGGGUUUUCCUCCUCUAAACCAACAAGACGUCGACGCAGAUUUUGGAAGUAGGUCAAAUCAAGCUUCGCGAGCGCCGGCCUUGACCCCGGACAAUGGCGACGGCCAUGACGUCGUUGACCCGGAUGUGGCUCGUCUGGCAACCCGUGUCAACAAUAUGGGGUUCAUCGGCACUGUGGUGGCCUUUCUGUUGGUCUCUGUCUACGCUUUCGUGGCCAUGCAAGAUCCGGAGCUCUGAGCAUGUGCACUCACAUCACAACGCCAGCACUGAUCAUGGGCACACACAACCCGGAGCUCUGAGCAUGUGCAUUCACAUCACAACCCCAGCACUGAUCAUGGGCACACACAACCCCGAGCUCUGAGCAUGGGCCCACACAACCCCAGCACUGAGCAUGCAAACACACAACCCCAGCACUGAGCAUGCAAACACACAACCCCAGCACUGAGCAUGCAAACACACAACCCCAACACUGAACAUGCAAACACACAACCCCGGCACUGAACACGCAAACACACAACCCCGGCACUGAGCAUGCAAACACACAACCCCAGCACUGAGCAUGCAAACACACAACCCCAGCACUGAGCAUGCAAACACACAAUCCCAGCUCUGGGCAUGGGCACACAACCCCAGCACUGAUCAUGCAAACACACAACCCCAGCACUGAGCAUGCGCGCACACAACCCCAGCUCUGAGCAUGCACACACACUACCCGAGCUCUGAGCAUGCGCACACGUCUCCUGUCACGGGCAUCGGCAGCACAAAGACAGGACUUACUGCACAGUUAAUUAAUUACUUGACUCUGGAAUUGACGCUACCCGCAGAGGGUCAUUUUAAUUGGAAAUUAUAUAACGCCAAAGUAAUCGACCAGAAUAAUUAAUAUUUUUACAAGCAAUUAAACAAUUCAUCGUCAAGUUA
Molecule: messenger RNA, 1871 nt
Organism: Aplysia californica (California sea hare)
Lineage: Eukaryota; Metazoa; Mollusca; Gastropoda; Aplysiida; Aplysiidae
Product: acetylcholine receptor subunit beta-like 1
Exons: 2
Coding region: 48-1190 (380 amino acids)
Biological process (GO): signal transduction; monoatomic ion transmembrane transport; regulation of membrane potential
Cellular component (GO): synapse; membrane; neuron projection
Molecular function (GO): neurotransmitter receptor activity; transmembrane signaling receptor activity; extracellular ligand-gated monoatomic ion channel activity
Source: RefSeq, a predicted model, not a curated record